UCUACUAUCUCAUUUGCACACCUACUGCAGCAUCCCCUCUUCGUUCGAAUUCCUCUCACCCUCCCGCCUUUUUCCUCCUCCUCCUCUCCCUGCCAGAGACUGUUCAACUCUUAUCGCUCACUUCUCCCACCGAGCUCUCUUCACAUUCCCGCGAUUCACGCCCGAGAGAACAUCUCUCGCGUGAACUCUGCAUCUCCAUUUCCCUUUUCCAUCCUCCCUUCACCCACCGUCUUCUUGGCGCUCUCGCCACAUUUUUUGCAAGCUCGUAUCUGAUCCCAGCUUGCGCGGUCGCGAGACUGUCCAUCUGCUGGAUAUCCAUCCAGCCCUUCAUCGAUUUCAUCCCCCAACUAGACUGCGUCAGCCGUCGACCUUUCUCUCUUGACCGAUUACAGAGUCAGAAGAUGAUCCACGUCGUUUGAGACGCCACAGUGACCCGAGUCCCGGAAGCCUUGUCUGCUCGCGCCUUGUUGCCACGCCUCGUUGGUUGACUCGCUCAACUCCGCUUCUCAACCCCCCCAAAGCUCACCCACCACAAGUCACUCUCCUGUCUUCUCAUCCAUCAUGGCUACCGAUACAAACAUCAACAUCACCACUGCAUCUCUGCGUGGAAGUCCAUCAGAUCGCAUCAUCAAACCGCGCCCCCGGAAGGACUCGUUGCAGUCGAUUUCCGGCUCUGAUACCCACCCUGGGCGCGUGGUGAAGCCUCGUGCGCGCAAAUCGCCUGGUUCUGGAGCUAAGAGGUCGGAACCCGCGAAGCGCAAAUUCAUCUGUUCAUUCUCUCACUACGGCUGCGACGUCGCUUUGAGUUCCAAGAACGAGUGGAAACGUCAUGUAUCGAUUCAGCACCUGCAGCUGGGAUUUUAUCGCUGCGAUGUUGGCUCGUGCAACCCAGACUUGAACACCAAUGUUCCCAAUCACAAGCGGGUCUACAAUGACUUCAACCGGAAGGAUCUCUUCACCCAGCAUCAUCGACGCAUGCACAAGCCCGAGACUGGUCCAGGCUCAGGUCCCAUCGCACCUGGCAACGCCGGCGAUAAGGAUUGGAGAGCCUUCGAAGACAGCCUUGAAGAGGUCCGCAGCCGCUGCUGGAUGGAGAAGAGAAAGCCUCCUCAGCGCAGCACCUGUGGCUUCUGUGGCAGGGUCUUUGAAGGUGAAGGCAGUUGGAAUGAGCGCAUGGAGCACGUUGGAGGCCAUUUCUCCCGCGACAUCGUCGAAGCCAAGGAGGAGAGGGAGGAUGAAGACUUGACCAAUUGGGCCCUUCAAGAGGGGAUCAUCAAAGACGCCGGGAACGGCCGUCAUGUUCUGGUUGAUCAACCCCCUACCAUCAGCGAAAGACCUUACUCAUCCCGCGAUCGGGACGUCGCCAUGACCGACGCUCCUAGCUCUGACGGUGUGUCCCGCGACCCUGAACAUUCUCCUUCGCUGAGUGCCUCGUCUCGAAGACCAGAAUCAGAAAGCAACUAUCCCAAGCUCGAUAGCCCUCGCGAAGCACGCCGACUCAGCAAUACCAUGAGCCCCAAUGGCACCCCACGCGCGCCGUCAGUGCCAUUGCUCCAGCCUGCACCUGGAAGUUCAGUUGCCGGACAGUCAAUCGCCCCUGCCCUCGCGGCCGCCGCCCUUGGAUCAGCUACCGUCCCUGAUUCGCCCGAGAACAAGCUCCAACCUCCUCCAACACCUCCCGAACGGCGAGGCUACAAUCUCGCACCGCCUCCGUUACAAGGAGGGAAACCGGCUCCCGGCACUGCGGCCCAAGGUGACUCCGGGAGCGGGGAUCGACUAGAAGAUCUCAUAAAUCAGUUGAUCAGACCCAAACCUCCCAAGACACAUCGCCGUCUGACAUGGAAAUGUGAUUGUAAUCUGGAAAUGUCGGUGGAUAUUGACGAUGCAGACCGACAAGCCAUUGAAAGCCUUCAAGACAUUAGCAUCAUCUGCAGCAAAACAUCGAACCCGUAUCUCAAGGUCGCUAAAACCGGAAAGUAUCAUGUGGUUGCGUGUGACGAGCUUGCUGGCUACAUUUGGAAAAACUCGAAACAACCAGUCGAGCAACACAAUCGUCCCAGCGAAGUUCCCGUCAGCUAGUGGACUAUCCGCGCAAGAAGACUUCGUUUCCGGAAUGGGUGGAAUGUUAUGAUGAUAGAGAAACAUGAGAAGCGAGAUAUGUCUUGUCAAGAUUCCACCAGCCCUAGGCCAUUCGUGGCACAGGUCCCCUUCACAUUUUCAGCAUCGAUACCUCAUUCUUCAUCAGCAUCAACAAACACCAAGCUCAAUGGGAAUGCUGACAAGUUGCACACGGUUAUCGGUUUAUUGAUUGGCAACUAGUCACGGAAGCGAAAAUGGACGAAGAGAGAAUUGCCUCAGGGCUUGCCUACCCACAUACUACAUACAGGUUUUACGUUUAUGGCACGAACUGGAGGGACAGUAUGAGCUUCUUUCUUCUGUGUACCCGAGCAAAAUGAAUCUUAUUGAGAGUCCUGGUGUCGCAGAUCACUCCCACUCGAUUUCACAUGUCUCAGGAGGUCCUCUGAGCGUGCUUGCUAUCUUGCCCCCAAGCCACGAAUGGAAUUUGAGUUGCUUGAGACUUGGUAGAACCUCCUGUUGUCUGUGACCAUAGCUUGAAUGGCAUUGUUUUUCUUUCUUG
Cladophialophora immunda is the source of this 2638-nucleotide messenger RNA. RefSeq lists its product as uncharacterized. Lineage: Eukaryota; Fungi; Ascomycota; Eurotiomycetes; Chaetothyriales; Herpotrichiellaceae. The record is from RefSeq and is a predicted model, not a curated record. Gene Ontology annotation, molecular function: DNA-binding transcription factor activity. The coding region runs from base 562 to 2079 and encodes 505 amino acids. The transcript is spliced from 2 exons.